Messenger RNA from Coprinopsis cinerea okayama7#130, 1985 nucleotides. Its product is annotated as ATP-dependent RNA helicase HAS1. The record is from RefSeq and is a predicted model, not a curated record. The coding region runs from base 1 to 1923 and encodes 640 amino acids. Lineage: Eukaryota; Fungi; Basidiomycota; Agaricomycetes; Agaricales; Psathyrellaceae. The transcript is spliced from 6 exons. Gene Ontology annotation, molecular function: nucleic acid binding; ATP binding; RNA helicase activity. Gene Ontology annotation, cellular component: nucleolus. Gene Ontology annotation, biological process: maturation of LSU-rRNA from tricistronic rRNA transcript (SSU-rRNA, 5.8S rRNA, LSU-rRNA).
AUGCCUCGAAAGAAGAAGUCAGGAUCUGUCGGCGACAAGGCCGCCAAACCCAAACCCUCCAACGAACCCUCAACAUCCAAAACUGCACCAGAACGGACCGAAAGUUCUGCAGAACCAUCUACUUCCUCUCAAAAACCUGAAAAGUCGACCGAAAAGGCGUCUUCAUCUCCUUCAAAAGAUUCCAAGGAAUCGUCAAAAGAACCGUCGACAUCGCCUUCUAACGAUGGGAAAGAACCGUCCACUUCCAAUGGAGCCUCCGCAUCUGCCUCGACGUCUACCACCUCUGCAUCUACUUCAAAACAACCCGAACGCGUGCCCUUCAAUACACUAGAUCUCUCUGAACCGACACUCCGAGCUUUGAAGGAUAUGGGUUUCGAAACGAUGACCUCGAUUCAAGCUAAAUCUAUACCCGUUUUGUUGGCGGGAAAAGAUGUUUUGGGAGCUGCGCGAACGGGAUCUGGAAAGACACUCGCUUUCUUGAUUCCUGCCGUCGAACUGCUGCAUCGGUUGAAGUUCAAGCCUGUUAACGGAACGGGUAUUAUUAUCCUCACCCCCACCCGUGAACUCGCCCUGCAGAUCUUUGGUGUUGCGAAGGACCUCAUGGCGUACCACUCGCAGACGUUUGGUGUUGUGAUUGGUGGUGCGAACCCCAAGGCAGAGGUUGAUAAACUCUCGAAGGGUGUAAACUUGUUGGUGGCUACGCCUGGUCGUCUUUUGGAUCAUCUUCAGAAUGCCAAAGGAUUCGUGUAUCGCAACCUCAGGGCACUGGUUAUCGACGAGGCCGACCGGAUAUUGGAGAUUGGUUUCGAGGAGGAAAUGAAGAGAAUUAUCUCUAUCCUUCCUAAUGAAAACCGCCAAUCCAUGCUCUUCUCCGCCACCCAAACCACAAAAGUCACCGACCUCGCCCGAAUAUCCCUUCGCCCCGGCCCCGUACAUGUCGACGUCGACAAGGAAGAAGCCACCAGCACAGUCUCUACCCUCUCCCAAGGCUACGUGGUCUGCUCCUCCGACAUGCGCUUCCGCCUUCUCUACACCUUCCUCAAGAAAAACCUCAAAAAGAAAGUUAUUGUCUUCUUCUCGAGCUGUAAUUCGGUCAAGUACCAUGCGGAGUUGUUAAAUUAUAUCGAUGUGCCUGUGUUGGAUCUCCAUGGAAAGCAAAAGCAAAUGAAGCGAACGAAUACCUUCUUCGAGUUCAUCAAUGCCGAGUCUGGGAUUUUGCUUUGCACGGACGUUGCGGCUCGUGGUUUGGAUAUUCCACGGGUGGACUGGAUUGUGCAGUUUGACCCUCCGGAUGACCCUAGGGAUUACAUCCAUCGUGUGGGUCGUACGGCUCGUGCAGGCAAGGUUGGAAAGAGUUUGUUGUUCUUGUUGGAGAGCGAGCUUGGGUUUUUGCGAUACCUCAAGGAUGCGAAGGUGCCUCUCAACGAGUACUCGUUCCCUGCUGAACGGAUAGCCAACAUCCAGACUCAGCUCGAAAAACUCCUCCAAAAGAACUACUUCCUUCAUAAAUCGGCCAAGGACGGUUUCAGGUCGUACCUCCAAUCCUACGCCUCGUACUCGCUCAAGAAGAUUUACGACGUCAACAAGCUCGAUCUGGCAAAGGUUGGCAAGUCAUUUGGGUUCGCUACGCCUCCGCGGGUGAACCUCGUCGUUGGGCCUGGAGGCGGUAAAGGCAACCAGGCGAAGAAGAGGAAGAGGAAUGAGGAUGGGUCGGAGAGUGAGGAUGUGCUGGAGCCCUUGGAACCGGAGGGUACAAUCUCUGGAGAGGAAGGUGACGAGAAUGUCGUGUCGAGAGGAGGGAAUAGGCGGGAGAAGCAGAGAAGGAUUGAGACGCUGGGUAAGAAGAGGGUUGAGAAGGAGAUCUUUAGGAAGGGUAGGGAGCAGAAGCAGCAGCGGCAAGGCGGUGUGCAGUGGAGUCGUUGAGUAUAUUUUCGCAUUUGUUGUUUCCUUUAUUACCGUCGUACUGUAAUGAACAAGUGGGUUGU